This is a messenger RNA of Ostrea edulis (European flat oyster), 4115 nucleotides long. RefSeq names its product dihydrolipoyllysine-residue succinyltransferase component of 2-oxoglutarate dehydrogenase complex, mitochondrial-like. Bases 43 to 1500 code for a protein of 485 amino acids. Gene Ontology annotation, molecular function: dihydrolipoyllysine-residue succinyltransferase activity. Gene Ontology annotation, biological process: tricarboxylic acid cycle. NCBI's taxonomy places the organism in Eukaryota, Metazoa, Mollusca, Bivalvia, Ostreida, Ostreidae. The record is from RefSeq and is a predicted model, not a curated record. The transcript has 12 exons. Gene Ontology annotation, cellular component: oxoglutarate dehydrogenase complex.
AUUGAUGAUAACGUGCUUUCCUGUAUUUAGUCGGCACCCAAAAUGGCUGGCAUGUUGACGCAAGGACGACGCGUCGUGCCAAAAAUAUUUCGAAGGUUUUCUGGUUAUAAUGCUUUAAACCAUGCAAUCAGGAGCUCAAGACAAAUGCAUCAUGCCCUUGGUGCGGGCCAGACAACCAAAUUUCCUUUAGCAGAGCUUCCGAAAACACAGCCAUGGGCCAGAAAUUUUCAUGUAGCAUCAGUAUUAUAUCAAGAAAUAAAGGAGGUAAAGUGUCCGGGAUUUUCCGAGUCCAUUUCUGAGGGAGAUGUCAGGUGGGAAAAAGCUGUUGGUGAUUUUGUUCAGGAAGAUGAAACACUGGGAGAAGUGGAGACUGACAAGACAGGAGUGCCUAUUCAUAGUCCAUUUGCUGGAGUUAUUGUGGAACUUCUGGUGGAGGACGGAACCACUGUCACAGCUCAUCAACCUCUCAUGAAAAUAGAUGUCUCCGCCAAAGGUGAUGCACCAGCCAAGAAAGUAGAGACACCUGAACCAUCAAAACCUUCGAUGGAGGCUUCUAAAGAAGUGGAGGCUAAACCCGCAUCCCAAGCCCAGGGUAGCUUGAGUAGCCCCAUUCCAUCUACCCCUCCCCCUCCACCACCAGUACCCAAACAGCCCAUGUCUUCUUACCCCACCUCCAGUGUCAAAGUCACACCUUUUGAGGGAUCAGUCGCACAAGGUGGUGCCAGAACAGAAACUAGGACCAAGAUGACCAGAAUUCGACAGAAGACAGCCCAAAGAUUAAAAGAAUCUCAGAAUACCUGUGCAACUUUGACAACCUUUCAGGAGUGUGAUAUGAGCAAUCUGAUGGAGUGGAGGAAAACGUACAAAGAGCAGUUUGAAAAGAAACAUGGUGUGAAGCUGGGAAUGAUGUCUCCUUUCAUAAAAGCUGCAGCAUUCGGUUUGAAGAAUCAGCCAAUUGUGAAUGCAGUGAUUGAUGGAAAUGAAAUAGUUUAUAGAGACUACAUUGACGUUUCAGUAGCAGUGGCUGCUCCAAAGGGCCUCGUUGUUCCAGUCAUCAGAAAUGUGGAGACAUUGAGUUAUGCCGAUAUAGAGAAAGCCAUUAUGGAAUAUGGGGAAAAGGCAAAAAAGAACAUGUUAGCAAUAGAAGACAUGGAAGGCGGAACAUUUUCCAUCAGUAAUGGUGGUGUGUUCGGAUCAUUGUAUGGAACACCAAUAAUUAAUCAACCCCAGAGUGCGAUAUUAGGAAUACAUACAAUUAAGAAAAGGCCUGUGGUUGUUAAUGAUCAGGUAUGUGUGUUGAACGAAAUGUUUCUAAAUUUUUUAAAAUGCACAAGGCCAUAUUCUAUUUUUCUUGAAUCAUUUAACGUAGAUCUGGUUCAUAUUGGGAAACCUCAUGAGGCUUGCAUAUAUGUUGCAGGGUCGCUGUUUUGUUGCAAACAACACAAAACUGGGUCGGUCUCAGACAAUUAUUUUAUUUCAAUAGAAGGGGAAAAAACCUAGAAAAAAUAUGAAAACAUACUCACAAACAUGCACACAAGCAAUAGACAUACAUAAAACACAAGACGUAAACUAAAAGACAUUUAAACAUUUACGAUAAACGAUGAUCCUAAUAUUAAUACGAUUGCCAGUAUAAUUACAUAUAUUUAUCAAGUAAAUGAAUUACAAGAUAAAUGUAAAUCUUACCAGGCAUCCAGUAUUAUAAAUGAAAAAUAUUUUUAAGUUACAUCGAGUGAAUCAAUAUUUUAGCUAGGACUGUCCAAUAUAACCGUAUUGGUACAAGGCUUAGAGUGGGGAUUUUGGCGGGGUUUCUAACUUUAUAUUGUGCACGGGUUAGUAACACAUGCAAAAUUAAUUAGUAUUCGGUAAAAUCCAUUGGUCCGCAGUAUUAUGAACUCAGACCACUGGUCAGUCAAACGUAAAGUUGAACUAAAAAUAGAAAUAAUUACCACCUGUACAAUACAAAACGUUCACACUGACUCUCGCAUACUUGAAAAACUAGUUUGUAUUCAAUUGGCUAUGUGCGCCAAUAUGAAUACUGAUAUAAUUAUAGCGCAUAAAUAUAUUUUAAAUAAAUUGCAACUGUGACAUAUAUGUUCCAUGUACAUGUAUACUGAAUGUUGGAGAAUAUAAAUUAAAACUGUCCACUAUAAGAACUUUCUAUCAUUCAAUUACAAUAUCCUUGGGAUGAAAUAAUAUAUUGUAAAUACAUUUUUGAAUAUGUAAAUUUUAAAGUGCUUGGAAAGAAAACAUCAACAUUUUCAGUUCUUGAUAUUGAGAUGUAUGCAUACAAAAUAUUUUUAUACUGUCAGAUCAAAAACAUUAAAGGACAUAUCUCAUGUUUUCAAAGUAUACAAUAUUAUAUGCAUUUUGUCUUCUUUAUGCUUAUAGUAAUUAAUUCUAAUAGUUCGUUCGCCGAAAUUUUGCGAUAAUUAACCACAAUACAGACUUAAAUCUAAGCCCCGAUUUCAAAAAGUCAAGUUAAUUAGGUAGGUAGUCACGUGGUACAGUGACGUCACAUGCGCCCUUCGGAUUGUGAAAGUACUGCGAGAUAUUAUUAAAAACUCAACUUUUUAGGGGCCUAAUCAAUUUACCAUGGGCAACAUUUAAAUCGAUGUUGAUAAAUUGUUCGAGUUUUAUAUGUGUUCGCCACCAGUGCACACAUAUAACGAUGUAAAUACCCAAAUAUAGCGAGUAAAGCGUGUAUGAAAUCGGCAAAAUUGUGAGUAAAUAAUGUUUAUAUGGGUCGCUGUCUACAAACUGUUUGGGGAUGUUAUUCCUUUAUACAUCUGUAAUUGGCGUUGUUUUUCUAAAAUAAACAGUGCAAUCAUUAUUUAUUUUUGGAUUAGACAAAUUAUGAUACGUUAAAUUGUUGACAACUAGGCCCUAUGCCAAGCUAUUGUCACGCGUGCAUUUCGGAAAGAAAGAAAAAGACAACACACACACAAAUCAAUAAAAAUAUUCAAAUUUAAAGUGGUAAUCACAUUAUUUUAUUUUGAUAAAGCAAUCUUAUUACUAUUUUUGAAUUGUGAUCUGCACGUCUUUAGGAAGUACGAAGUGGGAGCACGGCGUUAUAGCCUACUGACGCAGUCAAGAAGCUACGAGUUCAAUAAAGAAAUAAUUUUAUAAUUCAAUUUAAAGUUAGGAAAUACAAUAUUCUAUUAUUUGUAUAAUUAAAAGUUCAAUUAUUUUGUAUCUUUAUUUUUUGUUGUUGUAAAUCUACCAGUUGGUAGAAGUGACAUUGUAUCGUCGAUAUAUGUUGUUACAAGGUGAAGGUCAGUUGAUCCGAGUGUGUAUUGAAUUUGAAGAGCAAAACAGAAUGUAUGCUAUAGGCCUACCAGUGCUUACAGCUUCGAUAUAUCCAUUUUCUCGCAGUUUAUCAGUGUCUCUGUCCAAGCGAUGUUUGAAAAAGUGACUGGGUGUGUUUUUUAAGGUAAAGUUCUUGCUCCAACAAAAAAAAUUAUCCAAGUCUUUUUUCUCGUACCUUCCUUCGAAAAAUUGAAAAAUACUCAGUCUAAAUCCUUUCUACCGACAACUAGUACACCCGAGCACGGCACAAAACAUCUUAAUGCAUUAUUAUUUACAAGCCGUUAACGUGACAAUUGGUUUUUUGUCGAUUAAAUCUAAUCUGUUUAUGAAAUGUUUUCAAACCCGAGGGCGCAUAUGACGUCACACAAAUUGGCGCGUAAACUAGCGAAAGAAAAUAUGCAUAUCGCAAGAUUUGAAUUUCAUCGCUUUCAAACUCGAAAACCACGCAAAAUAUUUCAUUUAAAGUAGGGGUCUAGUAGCGUGACGUCAUGUCCGGAUCGAACUCCAGUAUUGGUUCACGUACUAUUAUUAUUGGGUGGAUUUAUACUGUUUUUACAUUUACCUGGAUGUUUUUUAAUUUAGUAAAAUGAAUACAAUAACACUCCAUCACUUAUAUUUAAGUAGACUAUGGAUCCAAUCUUCUUUCCAUUUUUUGUCAUCUAAUUCACACAUAAAACCAGAGGUACAUAUUUGUUUAAUUGAUAUACAGGCUGGGGUAUUACAUGUUAAAAUUAUCUGUAAAUUAAAAAAAAUUCAUGAUAUGCAAUCAUGCACUUGUGGAAUUAAAUAAAACAAUUCUGCAUUUGUUA